AUGCUGACACGAAAAAAUUCUUCCGGGCGAGCAGGUGUGACUUCAUUUCCUGGGAGGGAAAGUAUCGCCGCCAUUUCGGACAUGCUGACUACACAGCAAAAGAAAGUUGUCAAACCUGGCUACAUUUCAAGCGAGCGGCUGGAAAGUGCCUUGAAAAUUGCUUGCAUCAUUUCGCUGAUCACGGUCUGCCUGCACACACCGAAAACCUUCGAACGGUUGUGGCCGCUCACUUACAUUGUGCUCUGUCUCGACCUGGUUUCCGUGCUAAUACUUACAUUGGAGGUGAUGCUCCGAAUUCAUCACGAAGGAUUGAGCCUGCAGCGAAACAUUGAUCCACCAGAAAGCUGCACACCCCCAAAAUUAAUCCCUAUUCAGCUGAACGGAAAAGCGCUAAAUGCCCGGUUCUGA
Molecule: messenger RNA, 408 nt
Organism: Cooperia oncophora
Lineage: Eukaryota; Metazoa; Nematoda; Chromadorea; Rhabditida; Trichostrongylidae
Source: the annotation of a GenBank genome assembly